Rhipicephalus microplus (southern cattle tick) is the source of this 1302-nucleotide messenger RNA. Its product is annotated as protein O-mannosyl-transferase TMTC1-like. Lineage: Eukaryota; Metazoa; Arthropoda; Arachnida; Ixodida; Ixodidae. The record is from RefSeq and is a predicted model, not a curated record.
AUGUGCGUGGACUACGGCGUGGCACGUAGGCCCUUGGCCACUUGGAUACCCGCGGUGUGCGCUGUUGUUGUGGCCGUGCUGUGCUACGCGAACUCGCUGGAUGGUGAUUUCGUGCACGACGACAUGGUGGCCGUAGUCGGUAACCCUGACGUGACUGGAGAGAGUAAACGACACACGUCGUCUUCGUCGUUGUCGCUUUCGAUAAACGAUUUCUGGGGGCGACCGAUGGCGGAUCCUAGAAGCCAUAAAUCGUACCGGCCACUCACAUCGAGUCCUCCUGAGCUUCAGCGUCGUUAUUAUUCACUCGACCUCUUGCAGCCCGUCAGGUCAAGUCUUGCGCAGGAGUACAAGAAGAAGAUCUCGGCUGGCACUGGUUUUGCCCCAAGUGUUCAGGCACCGCGUGAUGGAAAAGACAAUGCAAAUGUGGAAGUUCAAGUGUCGAGCAUAGUGGGCCGCGCCGAAGCGCUGUGCUGCCUGUUCUUUCUGCUGUCUUUUCUCUGCUACCAAAGGUGCCAACUUUCCCGAGAUGUCCAAGGAGGUCUCAGAAGCUCAAACUGGCUCGCAGCUUGCUGUGUAUUUUCCGUCUGUGCGCUGCUCUCCAAAGAGCAAGGCAUCACAGUACUGCCGCUGUGCAUGGCUCUCAGAAUACGCACAUUAGUGUGUGAUUCAAUGCACCCAGAACAAGAUACUCGAUGCCAUAUUGCUCAGGGCCGGAAGUGGCUUGUCUGCAAGUACUAUAUACGAGACAUUGUCUACCGAUGCACCACGGAUUGUGAGCUUGUGACACUCGCCACACUGACGACAUUGCUGCUCUGCUUCAGGCUAUGGAUUCUACAAGGAAGCUUUCCAGAAUUCUCCGAGAUGGACAACCCUGCGUCCUUCUCGUCGAUGCGAACAACCAGGCUACUCACUUACAGCUACCUGUGCGCCUUCAACGUGUGGCUUGUGUUGUGUCCACGUACCCUCUCAUACGAUUGGCAAAUGGGCAGUAUACCUCUCGUGACAUCACUGUGUGACUCCAGGAAUUUGGCUACACUGGCCUUACUUGCUUCGCUAUUGGGUGUCAGCUGGCGGUUUUUGCUGGAAUUGAAAAGCAAAGACAGACCUGCCAGUGGGUCAAGAGGGCAGCUUUGUUACUGGAAAAAGGUUCAGCGACUCCACGAGCCUUCACUGGGACUUCUAGUGCCGCUGCUCCUGACUGUGCUGCCUUUCCUACCGGCGUCCAAUCUGUUCGUUACGGUGGGCUUCGUCGUAGCUGAAAGAGUCCUCUACAUACCCAGGUACACAAUACUUGCAUCAUAG